Capsella rubella is the source of this 1794-nucleotide messenger RNA. Its product is annotated as zinc finger CCCH domain-containing protein 48. The record is from RefSeq and is a predicted model, not a curated record. The transcript has 9 exons. NCBI's taxonomy places the organism in Eukaryota, Viridiplantae, Streptophyta, Magnoliopsida, Brassicales, Brassicaceae. Bases 162 to 1457 code for a protein of 431 amino acids. Gene Ontology annotation, molecular function: metal ion binding; protein binding.
UCGUUAGGGGUGUUUCGUUCUAUGUUCGCGCUUGUUUUUUUACUUAUGAUCGGAUUUGGUAAUUUGAACAGUAAUGAUCCGUUCGACGUUUACAGGAUAAUCCAAUUCCGAGUGUUCUGAGUCACACUUGUUGUAGUUUUAGAGAUAGAGAAUCCAAUUCGAUGGAUUUAGAUAUGAACGGAGGAAACAAGAGAGUCUUUCAAAGACUAGGCGGCGGCUCCAAUCGUCCCCCGACGGACUCGAAUCAGAAAGUUUGUUUCCACUGGCGGGCUGGCCGGUGCAAUCGCUACCCUUGCCCGUACCUGCAUAGAGAAUUGCCCGGUCCGGGUCCUGUCGCAGCUUCUUCUUCGUCUACGAAUAAAAGGGUCGCUGAUGAAUCUGGUUUUGCGGGUCCGAGUCACCGGAGAGGGCCUGGAUUCAGCGGGAGUGCUAAUAACUGGGGGAGAUUCGGUGGGAACAGAACUGUGACUAAGACGGAGAAACUUUGCAAGUUUUGGGUUGAUGGAAAUUGUCCUUACGGUGAUAAAUGUAGAUACUUGCAUUGCUGGAGUAAAGGGGAUAGUUUCUCCUUGUUGACGCAGCUAGAUGGUCAUCAGAAGGUUGUCACUGGGAUUGCUUUGCCGUCAGGGUCCGAUAAGCUUUACACGGGCAGUAAAGAUGAAACUGUGCGGAUAUGGGAUUGUGCUUCUGGACAGUGUACAGGCGUACUCAAUCUUGGAGGGGAAGUUGGCUGCAUGAUUAGUGAAGGCCCCUGGCUAUUGGUUGGCAUGCCAAAUCUUGUCAAGGCAUGGAAUAUCCAAAACAAUGCAGACCUGAGUCUCACUGGACCUGUUGGUCAAGUAUAUUCACUGGUUGUUGGUACUGAUCUGUUGUUCGCUGGCACACAAGAUGGUUCUAUUUUAGUUUGGAAAUACAAUAGUACCACUAGCUGUUUUGAUCCAGCUGCAUCACUAAAAGGUCACACCCUUGCAGUUGUUUCUUUAUAUGUUGGAGCAAACAGACUCUAUUCUGGUGCCAUGGACAAUUCUAUAAAAGUUUGGAGCCUAGAGAAUCUGCAGUGUAUACAAACACUUACAGAGCAUACUUCAGUAGUCAUGUCUCUCAUUUGCUGGGAACAAUUUCUUCUGUCAUGUUCAUUGGACAAUACUGUCAAGAUAUGGGCUGCAACUGAAGGUGGAAACUUAGAAGUGACAUAUACUCACAAAGAAGAAUACGGCGUGCUAGCUCUCUGUGGCGUCCAUGAUGCCGAAGCCAAGCCAGUAUUGCUAUGUUCGUGCAAUGACAAUUCAUUGCAUCUAUAUGACUUGCCAUCGUUUACGGGAAGGGGCAAAAUUUUGGCAAAGCAAGAGAUUCGGUCGAUCCAGAUAGGUCCCGGGGGCAUAUUUUUCACCGGUGAUGGAAGUGGUCAAGUUAAAGUAUGGAAGUGGUCGACGGAACCAACUGCGAUCAUGUCUUGAGACUCCAAAAAAGAUCCCUAGUUCCUCACCUUUGUCAAUAUCUCUUCUCGUCUGAGUGUCAAGGGCUCUUGUUUGUUUUGUUCUACUGAGAGAUUGUUAGUAGCAUCAAGGUAUCUGUCAGACUGUCACUGCAGGGAAGACAGACGGCCACGAGAAGAUUGUGAACCACUGAUUGUCUCAACUAUUAUAUUAGUUUGAUGUCCGAGCAGAGCCAUGAUCUAAUCAGUUCUUAGGCAUAAGAAGUUUUGUCCCUCAUUGGUCAACACUCGUGUCUUGUAAUGUAUGGCAUAUAUAUUUAUGGUGAUGUUUCAGAGUAAUAAAAGAGUUUUAUCAUGAA